Sorghum bicolor (sorghum) is the source of this 887-nucleotide messenger RNA. RefSeq lists its product as uncharacterized. Gene Ontology annotation, biological process: mRNA processing. The transcript has 2 exons. The record is from RefSeq and is a predicted model, not a curated record. NCBI's taxonomy places the organism in Eukaryota, Viridiplantae, Streptophyta, Magnoliopsida, Poales, Poaceae. Bases 74 to 448 code for a protein of 124 amino acids.
AGCCCAGCCCAGCCAGCCUCCAUUCGACCAUUCCCAAGGAAACCCUCCGCUCCUCGCACGUCUGACGUCUCCCAUGGCCGCCGCCGCCGCGCCGCUCCGCCGGCUGCUCCUCCGCGUCCGCGACCCGCCGCCGCUGCCCUUUAACACGCUCCUCUCCAACAUCACGCCGCACCUGCAGCAGGGCCCCACCCCGGCCCCUGCUCCUCCACUCCCGGCCUCGACGCCGGCCCAGACGCCACCCGGGACUCUCCGCGACGCCCUCUUCUCGUUCCACCCGGGCCUCCAGAUACACCCGUGCCUAGAUCCGGCUGGGAGUGCCCCCGCAUGGGAGGAGGUCGGCGGAGGGGCCGCGGAGGUGUGGGCGGACAGCGUGAAGAAGAAGCGCAAGCGUAAGAUGAACAAGCACAAGCUCCGCAAGCUCCGGAAGCGACUUCGCCGCCAGACAUGAGAGCUCUCUCCUCUCCGGCUACAAGGUUGUUGGACUUGAAACCUGGGCCUCCGACGCACAACACAGUGGUUAAUUGUUUAUGGGCUGAUCACCUGCUGCGAGUUUUUGUUUGGCAAAGGAGCUACAUGUUCAAUUGCAGCCGGCAAUUGUUGGGACUAACAGUUUAGAAACUAUGACAGAAAUUGAAUUGAACCAGGAUCGAGCUAGGUUUAAGUCUUGAUUUCUGUCGAAUAAAGCUCCAGAUUUGGUUGUUUUGUCGCUCUUUCUCCAUUCAUUGCGGUGACUAACACCCACAUAUACUCGUCCAAAAGUGCUUCACAUAUUCUAUUUGAGGGUACCUGAAUUUUUGCACCCAUGAUUGUUGUAUACCCAGUUCAUAUUAUCUAACAAGUUACCGCAUGUUUGUAUCGUUGAGAGGUCCACGUAUUCUAUGUACGUA